Salvelinus namaycush (lake trout) is the source of this 1008-nucleotide messenger RNA. Its product is annotated as voltage-dependent calcium channel gamma-3 subunit-like. The record is from RefSeq and is a predicted model, not a curated record. The transcript has 4 exons. Gene Ontology annotation, molecular function: channel regulator activity; voltage-gated calcium channel activity. Gene Ontology annotation, biological process: transmission of nerve impulse; postsynaptic neurotransmitter receptor diffusion trapping; neurotransmitter receptor transport, postsynaptic endosome to lysosome. Gene Ontology annotation, cellular component: AMPA glutamate receptor complex; postsynaptic density membrane. The coding region runs from base 1 to 1008 and encodes 335 amino acids. NCBI's taxonomy places the organism in Eukaryota, Metazoa, Chordata, Actinopteri, Salmoniformes, Salmonidae.
AUGAAGUUGUGUAACCGGGGAGCGCUGAUGCUGGUGACCACGGCGUUGUCGUUCAUAGCGUUCAGCCUGAUGACCAUCGCAGUGGGAACGGACUACUGGCUGUACUCCCGGGGCGUCUGCCGGUCCAAGACGUCGCUCCAUGACAACGAGACCAUCCGCAAGAACGAGGUGGUAAUGACGCACUCCGGGCUCUGGCGCACCUGUUGUCUCGAAGGGACGUUCAGAGGGGUGUGUAAAGAAAUUGAUUAUUUCCUCGAGGAUGCAGACUAUGAGCAGGACGCUGCGGAAUACCUACUGAGAGCAGUGAGAGCCUCCAGUAUAUUCCCCAUAAUGAGCGUAGGUCUGUUGUUUCUGGGAGGAGUGUGUGUGGCAGGCAGCGAGUUCUACAAGACACAACACAACGUCAUGCUUAGUGCCGGGAUACUGUUCGUCUCCGCAGGCCUCAGUAACAUCAUCGGCAUCAUCGUCUACAUCUCGGCUAACUCUGGUGACCCGGGUCAGAGCGACAGUAAGAAGAGUUACUCGUACGGCUGGUCCUUCUACUUCGGGGCGCUGUCCUUCAUCUUGGCUGAGAUGGUGGGCGUCCUGACAGUCCACGUCUUCAUAGAGCGCCACCGACAGCUCCGUACCCGCGGCCGCCGCUCCCUCACCAAACCCGCUCUGUUCCGCUCCGCGUCCUACUACAGCCGCUACAACCGCUACAGACGCCGCUCCAGUUACCGCGGCAACUCGAUAUCGUCGGCGGGGCAGCUGCGACCUCGUGACCCCUCGCCGUUGCCAGCGGCCCUGUCCGUGUCAAAGGUUGUCGCCGCGGGGCCAGUGGGGUCGGAGUUCACCCUGUUCACGUUGGCCCCACACAAACUAACCCCGCCCAACAACAAGAUGGCAGCCGCCGCAGGAGGGGUGGAUGUCGCGAAGAGCGUUUUCCUGUCACCACUGACAAGCAAGACCAACAACAAGGACAUGUUGCCUAGCAACGCUGCCAACAGGAGGACAACACCUGUCUGA